CCAUGCACGUCAUCGACAACGCCCGACCUUCUGAGAGUUUCAGCCCGUCGAUCAAAGCCGCAACCUAUGCACAAUGUCUACUUCCAGCACUGCUUGCCUUUAUGGGCCUGCAUUGAGACCGACCAUAUAAUCUGGCUGCGUGCUAUUGAGUGUUUACAAAGCUCUGCCACUCUUCGGCAUUACUGGAUGGCCCAGGUCAAUGCAAGGCUUCUUUCUUUUUGGGCUCAUCGUACCGCUACUUUGUUUCUUUUCUGGGGAUGCACUUGGGCUAGCGAUCAACACGAUUUUGGUUGGAGAUCAUGGUCAUUGCAAAGAAAAGGCACUUUGAGUGGAGGGAUUGCGCACCAGAACUGCAGACAGGCGCUGCCCAAGCGUUGGUUAGCUUGCCAUGGGCUGGUAUAGCACGUCGAGGCUUUAAGGAGGAGAGCGCACCGUCGAAUUCUUGGUAGGACCCCCUCUCCCCCUUUGGAACAUCGACCAUCUGUCAUGGAUGUGGUGGCCCUUGGCCCCUCGUCGCUCGACGAAGCGAUCGAUCCUGCUCCACAGCAUGACUCGUGCCUGUGUUCGGAGGGACAACAGGCUUCCACGGUACCUGACGGGCCUCUGACAGUCACUGCUGACGCAGAAACGACGACAGCGGCAGUCGUAGGAGAUCUGCCCAUGGACACAUCCAUCUCCAUGCUUAAGCGCCGGACACAUCCCGAGCAGGCGACGGAGAACGCGCUCGGACAAAACUCUGGUGCUGGAGCCGAUGCCGCUGAUGACGCUGUGGCCCCCCGCAACGAUGGGUGGCUUGAGUCGUUUCUAGCAAAGCAGGGCGGUGUAUCUACAGACGCCGGAUUCAAGCAGCAGGCCGAAGAUCGGGAGGCCCAAGAAGGAGGAGACGUGCUCCCAGAGGCAGAGGCUGACGCAUCGAUAGACGCUGUCGAAGGAGAGCAGCCUCCAAUCAGUCCCAGCCAGGCCGCGGAGAAGCUGCGAGCAGCGCUCUCAACGCCCACAACUCCCCCUUCUCUGCCUCAGAAUCUAGCACCUGAAGGAAUCGAAGCAGGUGCUGGCCAGGGUGGCAAAGGGACUGCGCCGGCCAGCGGCAGGAGCGCAGAGGUCAUUGACAGUCGGACAACGGCUCCGCGGCGAACGAGCUUUCUUUCCUCCGUUUUUGAAGAGGAAGAGGCCGAGGAAAGAGACGAAGAAGACGAGAUUGAGCCGUCGCUCAAGUACGAAAAGCUCAAGGGUGGGGCAGCAGACGUGCUCAGGAAGGACACUGCUUCCGCGAUGGCCGUGUCGGAUCGCUUCCUCGCACUCGGCACGCAUGCGGGCAUGAUCUACAUUUUGGACAUCGAAGGCAACCUCGUCAAGGGCUUUCGUACACAUACAGCCAGCAUUCUCGCGCUCGAUAUCGACAAUACCUCGGAAUUUGUCGCCAGCGCAGGAAUGGAUGGUCUUGUUUCCAUCUCGGCGCUGUCGACGUCCGAGCAGUAUGUGUUCGACUUUCGACGACCGAUGCGCUGCGUUGCACUCGAGCCCAACUUUGGGCGCAAGUCGACGCGCGCCUUUGUCUGCGGUGGCAUGGCCGGUGCGCUCCUGCAGCGCGAGAAGAGUUGGUUCGGACACAAAGAGGUCGUGCUACACGCUGGCGAGGGUCCCAUUUGGAAUGUGCAAUGGAAGGGCAACCUGAUCGCUUGGGCAAACGACCGUGGCGUCCGCAUCUACGACAACAACACUAAGCAGCGCAUCACAUUCAUCACACCGCCGUCAUCCGAAGUGCGCGCCGACAUGAAUCGUUGCAGUCUGUUCUGGAAGGACGCUCGCACUCUCUUGAUCGCAUGGGCGGACCACAUCAAGAUUGCAAAAGUCAAGGAGCGCACACAAGUAGCACCUGGCGGAGGCGCGCCUGUCACCCUAGGCACGGCAGCCUCGUCUUCCCAGCUGUACGUCGAAAUGGUCGCCAUCUACCAGCUUGACACCGUCAUCAUCAGCAUCGCGCCGUAUGGGAACGAUUUUCUCGUGCUGGUGCACAUUACUGCAGAUGACGACGACCCACGCGAGACGGCGUCGGAGGAGGAGUGCCGCUUCAAGCGCAGAGAAGCCCUGCCGCCUGAGCUGCGCAUCAUCAGCGGCGAUGGCGAAGAGCUCAGCAGCGACAUGCUGUCCGUCUCGAACUGCGCGCGCUACCAGUGCAACGACUACUUGCUCGUCCCAGCUGCCGAUGCUCUCACUACUAAGGACCCCGAGCAGCGCUCUUUUUUCGUCGUGACGCCGACCGACAUCAUAAUUGCUCGCCCUCGCACCCGCAAGGACCACAUCGACUGGCUCCUCGAUCGGCGGCAGUACGCCCAGGCACUGUCCGAGAUAGAGGCGAUGGGGAGCAAGCAAGCGGCUCUGCUCGGAUACGACUCAGCCGACAUUGGCCGCAACUACCUCAAAUAUCUGGUCGAGGUGGGCAACUUUCUCCGCGCCGCGCGCGUCGCGGGCCGCAUCCUCGGCCGCAACGCGAAAGCGUGGGAGGAUUGGGUGUUUUUGUUUGUUGAACGGGGGGAAUUCCAGUCCAUCAUCCCAUUCAUCCCGAUCGAGGACCCGACGCUUAGCAACAUUGUCUACGACAUGGUGCUCGCCCACUACCUUCAUAUCGGCUCGGAAAAGUUGCUGGAGACCGUUCAGGCAUGGCCCCCAAACAUUUACAGCACUCAAGCGGUCGUCCGUGCCAUUGAAGAUAAGCUCCAGCACGAGCCAUCUUCGCAGCUGCUCAUGGAAAGUAUUGCCGUCAUCUUGAUCGCAAACCGGCAGCCAGGGAAAGCGCUGCCGUACUACCUUCGUCUGCGCAAGCCAGAUGUGUUCAAACUCAUCCUCGAACACAACCUGUUCAGCGAUGUGCGGGAUCAGGCAUUGUCCUUGAUCGAAUUCGACGAGGACAUUUCGGCAGAUGCAGGUCCCAACGGCGCCAGAACUGCCAUCCAGAUGCUAGUGGAUCACAAAUUUUCCAUCCCGAUUCAUCGUGUUGUGCCGCAGCUCGAAUCCAGCCCACAACACCUGCAUCUUUAUCUCGACGCACUUUUUCGCCAAGAUCCGCAGUCUGUUACAGAAUUUUCUGACCAGCAGGUUUCGCUGUACGCGGAAUACCAGCCCGAGGCUCUCAUGCCAUACCUUCGUGCGAUGAGCAGCUACUACGACAUUGAAAAGGCGUAUCAAGUUUGCAAGGCCAAGGAUCUAGUUCCGGAAAUGGUGUUCCUGCUCGGCCGUGUGGGCGACAAUAAGCGCGCACUCAAUCUGAUCAUCGAGCGACUUGCCGACGUUGAACGGGCGAUCGACUUUGCUAAAGAGCAAAAUGAUGACGAUCUCUGGGAGGAUUUACUAAAGUAUUCCGAGACGCGGCCAGCGUUCAUACGGGGUCUGCUGGAAAACGUCGGCGCUGAGAUUGAUCCUUUGCGAUUGAUCCGCCGCAUCAAGGACGGGCUCGAGAUUCCCGGUCUGAAGCCGGCACUCAUUAAGAUCCUUCAAGAGUUCAAUCUGCAGCUGUCCUUACUAGAUGGAUGCGCUGCCAUCUUGUACCACGACGGCGAGGCGUUCUCCCAAGAGCUCAGGCGGGCACAACGGCAUGGGAUGCAUGGGCAUGUCGAAGCACCCUGCAGCAAAUGCGGGCGUGACCUAUACAACAUGCCGGCCAUCCAAGAGAACAACCUCCGCCUCGAGCUGCCGUCGGUCUUUUGUUUCUGCCGGCACGUAUUCCAUUUAACAUGCCUUGUGGCUCCAGUAAAAGUGCCAAAGCGACAGCAACAGGAUCUUCCGGCACUUCCUCUGUCCGUCACUCAGGCUGGGUCCAACUUUGACCAAAUUCUCGGACCAGAGCGACGCAAGCAAGCCAGAAAGUUCGCAUAUGAAUCAAAACUCAAGUACGAGACCUGCUUGCGCGCUGUCCUCCGAAAGGGCUGCCCUUUGUGUGCUCAGCAAAAGCAUGUAUCAUAGUGCGUACGUGGAAAGACAGCGAGCACCCAU
This is a messenger RNA of Tilletiaria anomala UBC 951, 3990 nucleotides long. Its product is annotated as vacuolar protein sorting-associated protein 41. The coding region runs from base 487 to 3960 and encodes 1157 amino acids. Gene Ontology annotation, biological process: endosomal vesicle fusion; macroautophagy; protein targeting to vacuole. The transcript is spliced from 5 exons. NCBI's taxonomy places the organism in Eukaryota, Fungi, Basidiomycota, Exobasidiomycetes, Georgefischeriales, Tilletiariaceae. Gene Ontology annotation, molecular function: protein binding. Gene Ontology annotation, cellular component: late endosome; HOPS complex. The record is from RefSeq and is a predicted model, not a curated record.